Messenger RNA from Suillus subalutaceus, 918 nucleotides. Its product is annotated as Metallo-dependent phosphatase-like protein. Gene Ontology annotation, cellular component: nucleus; cytoplasm. The coding region runs from base 1 to 918 and encodes 305 amino acids. NCBI's taxonomy places the organism in Eukaryota, Fungi, Basidiomycota, Agaricomycetes, Boletales, Suillaceae. The record is from RefSeq and is a predicted model, not a curated record. Gene Ontology annotation, biological process: double-strand break repair via homologous recombination; peptidyl-serine dephosphorylation. The transcript is spliced from 8 exons. Gene Ontology annotation, molecular function: protein serine/threonine phosphatase activity.
AUGCCCAGUGAUCUCGACAGACAAAUAGAGCAGCUCACACGAUGUGAACCCAUAUCCGAGGAACAGGUCAAACGGCUUUGCUUCAAGGCCCGUGAGAUCCUAAUAGAAGAAGCAAAUGUUCAAGCCGUGGACUCUCCUGUGACGAUCUGCGGCGAUAUCCAUGGGCAGUUCUUUGAUCUUAUGGAAUUGUUUAAGGUAGGCGGGUUUUGCCCGGAGACGAACUAUCUUUUCAUGGGUGAUUUCGUGGAUCGUGGCUUCUACAGUGUCGAAACGUUUCUGCUCCUCCUGGCACUCAAAGUCCGCUAUCCAGAGCGAAUCACGUUGAUCCGGGGCAACCAUGAGUCACGGCAGAUCACACAGGUAUAUGGGUUUUACGACGAGUGUCAGAGAAAAUAUGGCAGCACCAACGUGUGGAGAUGGUGUUGUGAGGUGUUUGACUAUCUUGCGUUAGGCGCGAUCGUGGACGGUAGAGUUUUUUGUGUCCACGGUGGACUCAGCCCAAACCUGCAGGCUAUUGAUCAGAUACGCGCUAUUGAUCGAAAACAGGAAGUUCCCCAUGACGGUCCAAUGUGUGACCUCCUUUGGUCCGAUCCAGACGAUAUAACUGGAUGGGGCCUAUCUCCGCGGGGCGCUGGCUUUCUUUUCGGCGCCGACAUUACCAAAACCUUUGCGCACCACAACUCUAUUGACCUCAUCGCCCGGGCCCAUCAAUUGGCCAUGGAAGGAUAUAAGCUCAUGUUUGACAACAUGAUAGUGACAGUGUGGAGCGCACCAAAUUACUGUUAUCGGUGUGGUAAUAUAGCUUCGAUUCUCGAGCUAGAUGAACGCCUUGCUCAAGAAUACAAAGUUUUCCAACAUGCGCCCUCGGACGUACGCUCCAUCCCAGCAAAACGACCUCCUGCGGACUACUUCCUUUGA